UGUGAUAUUAGAUCGGUUCUCAAUUUCUUCAUUUGGUAUUUUUUUUGCUACCUUCAACCCAUGUUUAUGUUCUUUGAUUUCUAUUUUCAGCAGUUUUGCCAGAACAGCAUUCCCAAGUAAGGGUGUUUGGUUGAUUACUGAAAUUGAGGCGUAAGUUCAGGUUGUUGCCAGCUUAAGACAAGUUCUAGGUUCAGAUGCUAAAUUUUGCUAGAGGAAGAAGCCAGCAAAGGUCUACCAGAUCUAAGCCUUUUGCUGGCAUGGAAUAUCAUGAUCCCAAAAGGAAGAGCAAUUUUGUAGGAAAAAUCCUUAUGGCUGCAACCCUUACAGCCUUAUGCAUUAUUAUGCUCAAGCAAUCCCCUACGUUUGGUACUCCAAGUCAGUUUUCCAAACACGAAGAAGGUGUAACUCAUGUUCUUGUAACUGGUGGUGCUGGCUAUAUUGGUUCACAUGCUGCUUUACGACUUCUGAGGGAGUCAUACCGUGUAACUAUUGUGGACAAUCUUUCACGUGGAAACAUAGGUGCCGUCAAGGUUCUACAAGACUUAUUUCCAGAACCCGGAAGGCUUCAAUUCAUUUAUGCUGAUCUCGGUGAUGCAAAAGCUGUAUCCUUGUAUUGAAAUUAUCAUGAAUAUUCUUUUUUAAAAUGACCACUUUAAGGCUUUGAAACAUGGAUGUGGUGUAUCACUUUAAGGCUUUUUUAAAUUGAGUGAAAAGUUGUGAUGUCUCUUUAUAGAUUUGGAAAAUAAUGUUGGUUAAUGUAAUAGGAUCUACUCAUAUAAUUUUUAAUGAAAAAAUUUGUUUGGCGUUUACCGAAAUUUAUUCUUGAAUUUUAAAUUAUUUUUAAGGGCCCUUAUCUCUUAUUUUGCCUAGGACCCUUAAAAUGUCAGGACCGGCCCUGCAUAUCAUCAUCAUCAUCUAUUAUGUUGUCAUUUCUAUAUUUAUAUUUUAUUCAUUUAUAAUUAACCAUUCUCUUUGAGCCUUCUUAUUGUAGGAACACUUGCUACCUUCCUAGAUCCUACAAUCAAAGUGCAAACCUUGCCUUCAUCAAGUGGAGUCAGGGCGUGCCUGUAUCAAUAGAUCUUUAAUGGGAUGAGUCUUGCAAGAUCCCAAAACGACAUCUUUAUAGGAAAUCUGGGAGGUAGAUGUAGGGUGGGAGCCAGGGCAGGAUCUCGAAUCAGGUGGUUAAGGAGGAUCAAGAGGCUGAGAAGGAUCCAGUGAUGUGUCAUCCUUGCGAUGAUGUUUUUUAUAAGAGGAUAUUCUCGGCAACGGCUAGGGUAUCAUUUUUUCAAUCUCAGCUCAACUAUUCCUAAUAUGAAGAUUUUGUCUUUGAAUGCUCAUCUCACUAAAGAUGAAAUAAAAAAAAUGACCUGUUUGCUAUGGCUCC
Molecule: messenger RNA, 1384 nt
Organism: Hibiscus syriacus
Lineage: Eukaryota; Viridiplantae; Streptophyta; Magnoliopsida; Malvales; Malvaceae
Product: UDP-arabinose 4-epimerase 1-like
Exons: 5
Coding region: 195-617 (140 amino acids)
Biological process (GO): beta-D-galactose catabolic process via UDP-galactose, Leloir pathway
Cellular component (GO): cytosol
Molecular function (GO): UDP-glucose 4-epimerase activity
Source: RefSeq, a predicted model, not a curated record